Molecule: messenger RNA, 1516 nt
Organism: Colossoma macropomum (tambaqui)
Lineage: Eukaryota; Metazoa; Chordata; Actinopteri; Characiformes; Serrasalmidae
Exons: 5
Coding region: 389-1198 (269 amino acids)
Source: RefSeq, a predicted model, not a curated record
UCCUCCCACCCCUACUAUUUUUAUUCCCCCUCUCUGGUGGGUGUUGCCUGAGAUUGUGUUAAAUGUCAGCAGAACACCUUCUUUUCUGAAUGAAAGCACCAGGCUGCAGGACAGAAGGACUUCUGAGGACCACUUUACACUGGAAAUACAACUAUAACCUGAACACCGUGGAAUUAUUCGUAGUCAGAACACAGUACGUCAUGAUGAAACUAAUGUUGUGAUGCAACACUGUGCAACUGAAGAUGGGAGAAGGGAGCUGGAGGGGAUCUUUAUUCCAGUGGGAGUUGCUUGACACAGUAUUAAAAUUUCAAAGUGAAAGUAUCAGGCUGAAGAACUUCCUAACCAUCACUGUGGAUGUCCCGUUUACUCCUCACUAGCGAAAGAGGCCAUGGACAAAUGGUACCUGCUUCACCUGAUUCAAGUACUUCUCAUCACACCCUGUUUCUGUGAAAACAAUAUGCUGGACUGUCCUGACAUAAAAACGACUGUUGGGCAACCAUUAAAUCUAACCUGCACAGUUAUGAAGUGUGUGAACACAGGGUGUAAAGACUGCAACUCUACCAAAUAUAAAUGGAAGAAGGACAACAAAACACUGAAACAUGGCAAUAGUACUGGUCAGCUUCAGUUUUAUUACCCAAUUCAGAAUGCAUCCAUGGAGCAUAAUGGAACGUAUACAUUUUGGGUGCAGCUGAAGAGUGGUCCUCUUACAAAGAACUUCAGCGUGCUCUUAUUAGACAUUCCGCUGAACUGUCCUGACAUAAAAACGACUGUUGGGCAACCAUUAAAUCUAACCUGCACAGUUGGGUGUAAAGACUGCAACUCUACCAAAUAUAAAUGGAAGAAGGACAACAAAACACUGAAACAUGGCAAUAGUACUGGUCAGCUUCAGUUUUAUUACCCAAUUCAGAAUUCAUCCAUGGAACAUAAUGGAACGUAUACAUUUUGGGUGCAGCUGAAGAGUGGUCCUCUUACAAAGCACUUCAGCGUGAUCAUAUCAGAAAACAAGACUGGAACUAAUCACCACCCUAACACUCGCACAGGAGAAUAUUCUCAUAAUCAUAAAGUGGCUGUAAUUUUUGUGGCCAUUCCUUCUACCAUAGCCCUUGUUGCUUCCAUUGGUUAUGUAUAUAAAAAAAUGAGAAGUAACUGCAGCUUUCCAAACAGAGAGCGUGUUCAAAUUUCAGAUUCCAGAUCUUAAUCCCAAGAAACAAAACAUAUCAUCAUGGAUACUGUGACAAGCUGUCUUACUGGUGUCAAUCUGUCAGUCAAGCUGAGAGGAACAGUAAACGAGGAGGUGAAAACUGAAACAAUUGGUUUUAUAGAACAAAUAAACACUGGUCAGGUUUCUUGUUUGUUUUGUAAAAUAUUUUGCAUAUAUAUAGCAAAUGUGUAUACAUAUGUAAUGUAUUUCUUCCGCUUUUUCUAUCUAAUUUCCAUGAAACGUUGUAUUACUGAUCAUUUGUGAUCAUUGAGUAAGAGAUUGUUGGACAAAAGCUUGUUUUAAGUUACUUUCAAA